Messenger RNA from Anthostomella pinea, 183 nucleotides. Lineage: Eukaryota; Fungi; Ascomycota; Sordariomycetes; Xylariales; Xylariaceae. The record is from the annotation of a GenBank genome assembly.
AUGUCUAGUCCACCCGUUAAUGCAGCCGAGCAGUAUCUCAAGAGAUACGAGAUUGACAGCCGUUCAAUCUACGUUGGCGGCCUACCCUUCAACGUCACGAACCUCGAUGAGAUCAUUGAGGCCGCUGCGGGACAGUAUGGAGAGAUCAAGGGUCUACAGGUGAUCCGAAAGCGAGGUAAGUAA